CAAAAACCAAAAACUCUCGCAAGCCAUGGCUCAGCAGUGGCUCAGCCUAGUCGGCGCCAUAUGGCUCCAAGCCAUCAACGGCACCAAUUCAAACUUCCCGGCUUACUCCUCCGAGCUGAAGCGCCUCCUCUCAAUCUCCCAGCUCAGCCUCAACAACCUCGCCUCCGCCUCCGACGCCGGAAAACUCCUCGCCUGGCUCUCCGGCGUCGCCGCCGCCCAUCUCCCCCUCUCCCUCGUUCUCCUCCUCGGCUCCCUCCUCUGCCUCGCCGGCUAUGGCGUCCAGUACCUCUUCCUCGCCGGCCACCUCUCCUCCCUCUCCUACUACCACAUUUUCGCCCUCACCGCCGUCGCCGGAAAUGGCAUCUGCUGGAUCAACACCGCCUGCUACAUCAUAGCCAUUCAAAAUUUCCCCCUCGACCGCCAGAUCGCCGUCGGACUGUCGACCAGUUACGUCGGCCUCAGCGCCAAGAUAUACACCGACGCCGUCGACGCCGUAGCGCCGCCGUCGCCGUCGGAUAGGGCGGCGGCGUUCCUCCUCCUCAACGCCGUGGUGCCGGUCGCCGUCUGCAUCGCCGCCGCGCCGUUAGCCCGCCGCGACGUCAGCGUCAGGAAGACGAGGAAUCUGAGGGUUGGAUUCUUCACCAUGUUCGUCGUCACCGUCGCCACCGGCCUCGUCGCCGUCGUGACCAGCCUCGGCUCCGCCGCGUCUCGCUCAAUCCCUAACUUCGUAAUCCUUAUCGCCAUUGUUGUUCUGCUCCUCCUGCCUCUGGUCGUCCCGAUCGUCGAAAAGGUGAGAGAGAAUGUUCAGCAGAAAUGCUUAAUUAGAGUCCACGACGAAUGCUCCGCCGCAAGCACCACCGUCCGUACAUCAAUGGCGGAUGAUCGGGAAAUAGGUGAUAAGUACGACGAGAUUGAGGUUGUUCAGGAUAUUAAUGCCCGAAUGAUGGUGAAAAGCGUCGAGUUCUGGCUGUAUUUCUUCGUCUAUUUGUUCGGAGUGACGUUAGGUUUGGUGUACAUGAACAACCUGGGACAAAUCGCCGAGUCCCGGAGCUGCUCCGGGACUUCCUCUCUCGUCUCCUUGUCCUCUGCUUUCAGCUUCUUCGGUCGCCUCCUCCCGUCGCUCAUAGACUAUAUUUUUCCCAGGAACAAAAAAUUGAUAUCAAGAGCGGGAGCCAUGGGAAUGAUAAUGGUCCCGAUGAGCGGAGCACUAUUCUUAUUACUCAACGAACAACAUAUUUUUCUUUAUAUUAGCACGGCGAUUAUAGGAGCAUGUACUGGCGCUAUCACUUCAAUUUCAGUAUCAACAACUACUGAACUCUUUGGUACUGAAAAUUUUGGCGUCAAUCACAACAUUAUCGUUUCCAACAUACCCAUCGGAUCGUUCUUCUUUGGAGAUUUUGCGGCGAUACUCUACCGACGACGAGGGCAAAAUGGUAAUUGCAUGGGUCACCAAUGCUAUGAAACCACAUUCAUGAUAUGGGGCUCAUUGUGUGCCUUUGGAGUUUUUUUGGCCUUAAUUCUUCAUGCGAGGACCAAGAAAUUGUACUCUUGUAAAUAAAUAAUUUGGAUAAUUUAAUUCAUCAUUAUAAUCCGCGAAUUAUAAAAUGGAGAU
This is a messenger RNA of Andrographis paniculata, 1612 nucleotides long. RefSeq names its product protein NUCLEAR FUSION DEFECTIVE 4. The record is from RefSeq and is a predicted model, not a curated record. Lineage: Eukaryota; Viridiplantae; Streptophyta; Magnoliopsida; Lamiales; Acanthaceae. Bases 26 to 1558 code for a protein of 510 amino acids. The transcript has 2 exons. Gene Ontology annotation, cellular component: membrane.